AUAUUAUAUCAUUCUCGACUUUGACACAAUGUUAGUUUUUUACAUAAUUCUAAUACUUUGUUUUAGUGAUAAAGGCACUAGUUUAAAAGGUCUUAACGUAUGUGAAGACACACAAAGGAAUAUACAGUAUUGUUGUUCGGGCUAUGAAGACACAAAUGGUAUAUGUACAGAGUGCAAAAUUGGUUAUAGGUCAAUAGAAGGAAAACCGUGUACCCAUUGUCCAAACAACAGAUUUGGAGAAAGAUGUUUGAACCGUUGCAACUGUAACCAAAUUGGAGAUAGGUGUGAUCAUGUUAAAGGGUGCAGUUCAAAGUUUGAAGUUCGCGAAGAUGUCAACUAUACAACUAGAACUGUGGUGGAAACCUUUUCCGAAUCAAUGACGGUGUUUAAAUUGCACGUGUUUUUCUUCGGGGCUGCAAUAGUAGGUGCAUUAGUUAUGAUAGGAGGAUGUUUGGGCUUUAUCUGCUUUUGUAAAAAAGGAAACCAGAUAAAUGCGAAUACGGUCAUUGAGGAAAACAGAUUUCCAAACGUUAACUUAGAUGCAGGCCAUAGUGCAUUCCAGUUGACAGAAGAUCAACAUGUAGCUAGUAGCUCAUAUCUACAAGUCAUAAAUGGAUCGUACGGCACUGUCAUUGAUAACAAUGGAAAUGAAGAUCGCUGCAGGCAACUCAACCCAUAUGUUAGCCUGGUUCCUAAAAAUACCGAUACACAUUAUUACAUGUACUAUGAGUAGAGGAAACAACAAAACCAUGAUACAUUAUCCGGUCUUUAUUCAUGUAUAUAUAUGUUAGAAAUAAGUUAUAGAAACUAAAUAAUAAUAAAAUGGAAAUUUCUAAAGAUA
Mytilus californianus (California mussel) is the source of this 841-nucleotide messenger RNA. RefSeq lists its product as uncharacterized. NCBI's taxonomy places the organism in Eukaryota, Metazoa, Mollusca, Bivalvia, Mytilida, Mytilidae. The record is from RefSeq and is a predicted model, not a curated record. The transcript is spliced from 6 exons. Bases 29 to 733 code for a protein of 234 amino acids.